AUGAUCCUUUUCUUGUUUUUUUAUAUAGAAACCUUACGUUCCACUUACUGCGAUUGGGACAAAGAUGGCGUUAUUUAUAACAGAGACACCAAUCAGACUUGUGUUUGGAGCGCUGGUCUUAUGGUAGAAUCGGACACACUCUUAAUUGAAAAAGGAUGUCCACACUCUUUAACGUUAGUCAACGUCAUGAUGACCACAUACAUUGGCAAAGAAAGCCUUCCCGAUUUAGUCAAAUUAAAAGUUGUGAAAGACAAGCCAUGGAAGAAUCAAUUUUUUUAUUACUUUUACAAAACGAAGCCAGACCUUGAUGUUGUUUUAUUUGGUGUAGGGUUUGGGCCCACAAACACGCAGUCUCUCCGUAUAAUUAUCGAGAUGGGGACGGCGUCUUUUACGCUAUCAAAUAUGGAGGAUGAUGUCAAACACAUUCAAUAUGGUGUAUAUUACCCAUCAUUAUACACCACAGAACCACCUUCCAUAACAUUCAAAGGAAAAAUAAACAUCCUACAUACAAGUCCACAUUACGAAACAAAUGGGUGCAAAUAUAUAUUCACCACUUUUGAUAAUUUACAAGAGUAUCAAAGCGAAAAUGUAUACAUUUCAGACUGUGGAUUUAUUAAAAAGGUGUAUGUUUGUACUGGUGUUGCAAAUGUUGAAUUACCAUGUGUGUGCAACAUCAAAGAAAGCGAUCAAUUCAACGUCAAACAAUGUUCAACGUCGCUGAAUUAUGAAAUAAUGAAUGAUAGUUAUGCUACAGUGGAGGUGUUUCUAAAUUUAGGGACGACUUACAUUAAAGCAGUACACAGAGAUUGGACUUCCUUUUCCGUUUUUUCGUCGCCAGUACACAUCCUCCGCAUCGAAAAAGUGUUUUCAAAAGUUUUUACUUUCCACUCCACUGUGACACACUUCGGUUUAAAAGAAACGCUUUCAUUCUCAUCAAAGGGGUGUGCAAAUGAUUCACUUUUGAUAACAGAGCAAAGCAGUAUCAACGGGUAUAUAGUCAAUGUGCAAAGCACUUUCGCAACAACUGACAUGUUCAUCAACAAUUUAAAAACAGCUUUUAUACUUAUUCCAGGCUCUCAUUUGUUUUAUUUUUCUUCUUCUGAGAAGCGCGUUAUCUCUGCUACUCCAUUUGGGAACUGUUCUUGUUUGUGCAAUGGUUACUCCAUCAAAUUACUCCUGUUUGAUCUCAAGACAACGAAGUCAAGACAUUAA
Molecule: messenger RNA, 1212 nt
Organism: Entamoeba invadens IP1
Lineage: Eukaryota; Evosea; Mastigamoebida; Endamoebidae
Exons: 2
Coding region: 1-1212 (403 amino acids)
Source: RefSeq, a predicted model, not a curated record